Molecule: messenger RNA, 1913 nt
Organism: Cuscuta epithymum
Lineage: Eukaryota; Viridiplantae; Streptophyta; Magnoliopsida; Solanales; Convolvulaceae
Source: the annotation of a GenBank genome assembly
AUUUUAUGAAAGGGGUGAUGAUCGGGGGAGGAAAGUGUUUGUAGACUUGGAGUUGUAGUUUGGUACAAGAAAUGAAAAAGGGAGGAACUUGACUCUGAAGCUGUCAACUUUCUUCUACGCUGCAAAAACCAUGUCGGAAUCAUCCUCCAGGACUCCCAUCACUAUCGCCGGCGUUUCUUCCGAAGAUCGAUGCCAGCCAAUAAACAGCAUGGCAUCCGGCGACUCUUAUACACCCACCUCUAGCAUUACCCAGUCGUUUCAGUUUUCUUCCGGAAAUCCUCGCGUGGAAGAGACCAGGGGCGUGAUGCACCUCUUCCGCAACGAUGUGGCCUCAUCUCCCUCCGAAAUGCCUGCUGAGAGAAAACCUCUUCUUUGUGUGCUUGGUGUACCCAAUCACAUGACGUAUUCAGACUUCUGUCAGUUUUGUGGCUCAUUUCUGCAACAUAUGCUAGAAAUGAGAGUUGUCAGGAAUGAAGGAGUAGAAGAUCGAUACAGUAUUUUGAUAAGGUUUGAUGAGCAAAUUUAUGCUGACUCUUUCUAUGAACAUUUUAGUGGCAGACAUUUCUCAUCUCUUGAGUGCAGCAAGAGCCUUGCUAUGUUCUUUUCACGGGUGAUGUGCAUUACACUGGAUCAAUUGAGCAUUUGCAUACUUCUCCUCCAAGCACUACAGAACAACCAUCUUGUCCAGUCUGUCUUGAGCGGCUAGAUCUGGACACAAGCGGGAUUCUAACCACACUCUGCAAUCAUUCUUUUCAUUGUUCUUGCAUUUCAAAAUGGACAGAUUCAUCUUGCCCAGUAUGUCGAUAUUGUCAGCAGCAGCCAGAGAUAUCAAUAUGUAUCAUUUGUCAAACAUCAGAGAAUCUCUGGAUGUGUGUUAUAUGUGGUUUUGUUGGUUGUGGAAGAUAUAAAGAUGAACAUGCUAAACAGCACUGGAAAGAAACACAACACUGCUAUGCACUUGAACUGGAAACAAGACGUGUCUGGGACUAUGCUGGAGAUAAUUAUGUUCACCGUUUGAUUCAAUCUAAAACUGAUGGCAAGUUGGUUGAGUUGAACCACCACUGUGUUCACAUGAGAGAAGGUUGUUAUAACUGUGAAUGUGGCAUUGAUCCUGUAUUCAGCGAAGCUCUUCAAAACAGCAAAGUUGAAGCUAUUGUCAGUGAGUACGAUGAACUUCUGACCACACAACUUGAGAACCAGAAAGGGUACUUUGAGUCUUUACUACGAGAGGUUGAAGAAGAAAAUGAAAGGGAAACUUCAGAAGCUGUUGAGAAAGCUCUAAAGCAGAAUACUAGGCUGAUUAAGUUGCAGGCACGGUUGGACAAAUGUUCCAAAGAAAAGAAAUUUCAGGAUGAUAUCCAUGACAAUCUUGUGAGAAAUCAGAAAAUAUGGGAAUCCAAAUUUGUUGAAAUUGAGGAAAGGGAACGCAAGCUCUCGAAGGUGAAAGACCAGAAGAUUAAGGACUUGGAGGAAGAGCUUAUGAAUAUGAUGGCAUGCUUAGAAUCAAUGAAUACUACACAACAGCCGUCAUCAGAUUAAACUGGAGAAAAAGCCAGGAAUUAUCUGGCUGUGAUUUUCCAUGGAUUUCAUGUCUGCUGCAGAUCUGCCUCAAUUUGUCUCACUUUCAUGAAACUUCUUUCAUGCCUGUCUUUCAUGCCUGUGAAAUUUCAUAGCAUUACAAUGAUGAACGCAUGUUUAAAAAGAAAUGACCACCCAGAUCGUGGUAGUGAUGAAUGUUCAUCCUGAGUAUGCUGUACCUAUUUUUCAUUAUUUCGUAUUUUCGUACUUCGCUUCAGAUUUAAUACUCUUAUGUGCAGUCCUCCGUGUAAUAUAUAAAAAAUCUGUACUCUGCAAUCUCACUUCUUAAUAAUUCGUGUUUUUUCAUUAUUACAGGAACUAGCUAUAGUUAGUGA